This is a messenger RNA of Copidosoma floridanum, 6092 nucleotides long. It is a transcript of the gene spg, whose product is annotated as dedicator of cytokinesis spg. Lineage: Eukaryota; Metazoa; Arthropoda; Insecta; Hymenoptera; Encyrtidae. The record is from RefSeq and is a predicted model, not a curated record. Gene Ontology annotation, molecular function: guanyl-nucleotide exchange factor activity; small GTPase binding. Gene Ontology annotation, cellular component: plasma membrane; cytoplasm. Gene Ontology annotation, biological process: small GTPase-mediated signal transduction.
CGUAACGUUGCCAAUUUCUCCCUUGUUUGUCGUUUUAUUUUUUUUUUUUUUACCUUUUUUCCGGAGCUUUUAUUCUCCGGGGAACAAACGACAUGAUCGGCUAGUGGUGAUUUGUCAUCUUUUUUUAUACGCGAGUGUCGUGAGGGAGGAUAUUGUUAUCUCUCACCCCCCCAAUGAAUAAUAUUUUGCGAUAGGUGCGUGGGUGUGAGUGCUCAUCCGACACAAGGUGUUUGUUGUGAAAUAUCCGGGGUGGGUAUGGUGUUGCUUGUACUCACCGGUGUGGUGUAGGGAAGGAAAAAAAAAAAAAAACAUGUAGCCGGUCAGCUAAGAUGUGGACGACUACGAGGACCACCAAGUACGCCGUCGCUAUUUACAACUGGCGGGGCGACACGCGCUACGGUCUGCCUCUCGAAAUUGGCGAGACCCUCCAGAUCUUGGAAGAAUGUGCGGGAUGGUACAGAGGCUUUUCGACGAAAAAUCGCACUGUGAAGGGAAUAUUUCCGAAUUCCUACGUACACUUGAAAUCAUGCAAAAUCGAAAACGAAGGGCUGUUCGAGUCGGUCAUACCUCUCGAGGAUCCAGUCGUGCGAGAAGUCACACUAGUCUUGAGAGAAUGGGGUGGCAUUUGGAAGAAACUAUACGUGGACCGGGAGACGUACAAGUUCAACACGCUGCGAAAGGUCAUGUGCGAACUGCUGGAGUGGCGUCGACAGCUGCUCGCCGGCACGCUCACGACCGACCAGACGCGCGAGCUCAAGCUCCAGAUUAUCAACAAGGUCGACUGGGGAAAUCGAAAACUGGGCCUUGACUUGGUACCACGUCAAGGUGCCCACAUGGUGGACCCCGACUCCAUGUCCGUGAUCGAACUCUACCACGUGCACGUCCAAAGCGCUGAAAAUUCCCAAGGCGCCUCGGCUCGGGGCACCUUACGUCGCAAGGAACACCGAAAGGUCCUCACGCACCACCUGUACUUCUGCAUGCGCGACUUUGGCCACUCGGUCGGCGAGGACGCCGAGAUCUACUUCUCCCUGUACGACGUCAAACGCGGCCAGUACAUAAGCGAGCGUUUCCUCGUGCGAAUAUCCAAGGAGGGUUUCUCCAACUACGUCGAGAAGAUGCACAGCAAUUGCACGAUUUUCACGGAUCUCGGGAACGCGGAUCUCACGCGGGAUCUGUACAUGGUGGCGCACGUCAUGAGGUGCGGCAGGAUGCUGUACUCGGAUUCGGGGAAAAACAAGGCGGGCACUGUGGUCUACAGGAGGCCGCACGGCGUUGGGGUCCUUUCGCUGGCCGAUGCCACCCAAGAGCAGACCGACGAGCUUGAACUUACCUUCAAGGUUUAUCAAGGGGACGAGAAGGAAUUUCACCAGCUGCACGAGCAAAUCAUACGGAACAACAAGUGCUCCCCGCUGCCUGGGCAGCCCAACUACGGGAUCGUGGUGUCGUUCCGCGUUUUGCACGGCGAACUGUGCCAGGUGCGCGACGAGAACCCCCUGCUCUUUAAAAACAUCUGCCUGACCAAGAAGCUCGGCUUCUCGGACGUCAUCAUGCCCGGCGAUGUGCGCAACGAUCUGUACCUCAAGCUCGAACGCGGCGAGUUUGAACGCGGCGGAAAAUCCACGGGGAAGAACAUCGAGGUGACCGUACUGGUGCUGGACGCCGAGGGCCAACAGCUCGAGGACUGCCUGUUCGGAGCAGCCGGGGCGGACGGGACUUCGGAGUAUCAGAGUCUGAUCAUUUACCAUCACAACAGUCCCUCCUGGGCUGAGAAUCUCCGGCUGGCCGUGCCCAUCGACAAGUUCUACGGGAGCCACGUUCGCUUCGAGUUUAGGCACUGCUCCACUCGGGAGAAGAACGACAAGAAGCUCUUGGCGUUCGCUUUCGUACGGCUAAUGGAAGCCGGGGGCGCGACCCUUCAAGACGGCCUGCACGAGCUCUACGUUUACAAAUGCGAGGAACGUGCGAAACUGGAGUCACUCAGCUAUCUUGCCUUGCCGAGCAAUGCGCGCGAGCCAAACUAUCCGGGCAUCGGACCGUUCACCCGUUCGCCAAAAGAAGCCGUGUUCAUUCAGACGUUGCUCUGCAGCACGAAGCUAACACAAAACGUCGACCUCCUGAGUCUACUGCAAUGGAAGACGCACCCGGAAAAAAUCUCGGAGGCUCUCAGUCGCGUUUUACGACUCGACGGCGAGGAGCUCGUCAAGUUCCUCCAGGACAUUUUGGACGCCCUGUUUGCCAUGUUCCAUUCGGAGGAUGGAAAUUCCACCGCGCACUCGGGCAUUGUUUUCCAGGUACUCGUGUCGAUAUUCAAUCUACUCGAGGACUCAAAGUUCGAGCACUUCAAGCCGGUGAUACACGCGUACAUCUCCGGCCACUUUGCCGCAGCUCUGGUCUACAAGGGCUUGGUCAGCAGCGUGCAGCACUGCACCGAGUGGGUCACGGCAGUCGAGAAGCAAGAGUUCAUCAUGAAGUGCUUCCGCUCGCUCGAGUACAUAUUCAAGUUCAUCAUUCAGAGUAGAUUGCUCUACGCUCGGGCCACCGCUGGACAGUUCGAGGACAGUUUCCGGAAGGACAUCUACAUGGUCUUUGUUGGCUUUAACAAAAUGAUGUCCCUGCCCUACGAGAUGGUGCUUUCGCUUCAAGUGGCGGUGAUGCACUCGAUACCUGCGGUGUUUGAGCAGCUGAUAGACGUGCUGUCGACCACGGAGGUCACCACCCUCACUUGCUCCAUGUUGGAGUCCAUACCUAGGGAUGCCGCGCCACAGUUGAUGCAAGCCAAGCUCGAAGCGAUCAAAAGCUUGGUGAUGUCGGAGCUCUUCAAGGACGACGAGAGCAGAAGCAUACUUUUGGCGACGAUCUGUCGACACCUCAGGAUUCACUUGGCGAGACGCGAGGAAUUGCGGAUGUGCACCGAAAUACUCGGUGAAAUAUUGAGCUUCAUGCACAAAAGGGGCAAAGACGUCAAGGUGAACAAUUGCGUGCACCACGACGUCGAGACGAUUUGUCUGACUGUGCUCGAUGUUCUCAUCCAAACGAUUCUCAUAAUCAUCAACGCUGGCGGUUCGGUGCUCAAUUGUCUGGUAGCUUGUCUGAUGGGUCUGCUGCAAUUAUUGGAUGAAUAUCAUUACGCGAGGCUGUGGGAGGAAUUGACGCCUGGUGGCGAGAGAAAACCCUUGAAAGACUUUUUGCUGAGGGUGUUUCUGGUGCUCAGAGAAUUAGUCAGGCAGGAGAUCUUUCCACCUGAUUGGCUGGUCAUGAGCAUGCAAGCCAACAAUAUUAUGCUAAAGUCUCUACAAGAACUUGCGCAACCGCUGGCUUUUAGAUUUUUGCAUGGAAGUUUCGAUUCUCAAUUGUGGUCGACGUACUUUAAUCUAGCGGUCGCGUAUUUGACGCAGCCGUCACUACAAUUGGAGCAGUUUUCCGAAGUCAAACGAGAAAAGAUCGUCGAGAAGUACGGUGACAUGCGAGUGCUCAUGGGCUUUCAAAUUCUAUCCAUGUGGUCCCAUUUGGGCGAGAGGAAGCUUGAAUUUAUCCCGGGUAUGGUGGGUCCUUUCCUAGAAGUGACUCUGGUACCAGAAAACGAGCUACGAAAGGCAACGCUUCACAUUUUUUUCGACAUGAUGGAGUGCGAACAACGAGCGCGAGGUAGCUUCAAGUCUGUCGAGUCGGAGUUGAUCGACAAACUGGACAUUCUUAUUAGCGAGAAUAAGGGGGAUGACGAGUACAGACAGCUAUUUAAUACCAUGGAACAUCUCAGUGCGGUAUUGCUGGAUCGCGUGCAGUCGGAGGACCCAACGUGGAAGGACAGCGGCACCGCUUUCAUCACUUCCGUGACGCGGCUUCUGGAACGAUUGCUCGACUACCGGAGCGUCAUUCAAGGCGACGAGAACCGCGACAAGCGCAUGUCAUGCACCGUUAAUUUGCUGAAUUUCUACAAAAAUGAAUUCAAUCGCAAAGAGAUGUACCUUCGCUACAUCUAUAAGCUUCACGAUCUGCAUCUCGCCGCUGAAAACUACACCGAGGCCGGGUUCACAAUGAAACUCUACGCAGAUCAACUGGGCUGGAGUUCGGUUAUUUUAGCGGCUGAUCUCAAUUAUCCGCAACAACCCGAGUGGCAACGCAAGGAGUUACUGUACCAUAAGAUCAUUCACUAUUUCGAUCGUGGAAAGUGCUGGGAAAAAGGUAUACCAUUGUGCAAGGAAUUGGCUGGGCUCUACGAGACGAGGCUCUACGAUUAUGCAAAAUUAAGCGAGCUUCUGAAGACUCAGGCAAAGUUUCUUGAUAAUAUUUUGACUCAACUUAGGCCCGAGCCCGAGUACUUUAGAGUCGGGUUUUACGGAUUGAGUUUUCCACUUUUUGUAAGGAACAAGCUGUUUAUUUAUCGAGGUUUGGAAUACGAACGCAUUGGGGCAUUCACUCAACGACUUCAAACAGAAUUCCCAAGUGCCCAAAUUUUAACAAAGAACUCGCCACCUGAUGAAACGAUUCUAUCAUCAGAGGGUCAAUACAUCCAAAUCUGCAACGUAAAACCGAUUCCUGACGAGGGCAGCUUGGGUUGUAGCCAGUUUGAAAUUCCAGAACGCGUUGUCGCUUAUUACCUUGUAAAUGACGUACGGCGUUUCAUAUUCGACCGUCCCUUACACCGAGGCCAGGUGGAUCGUGAAAAUGAAUUUAAGUCGCUAUGGAUUGAGAGGACGAUGCUUACGACUGAAGCUAAAUUACCUGGAAUAUUGAGGUGGUUCGAGGUCGUAGAAAAGCGCUCGGAACUUUUGGCUCCAGUACAGUAUGCUUGCGAAACGAUGCAAAGUGUCGAACGUGAAUUAAGAAGACUAGUUGCUCAGUACACUGCUGAACCACAUCGUAACAUUAAUCCGUUCAGCAUGCGGUUGCAAGGUAUAAUCGAUGCAAACGUCAUGGGUGGUAUAACUAAGUAUCAAGAAGCAUUUUUAACGGCAGAGUUUGCACGUCUGAACCCGGAAAUGGUACCCCACGUCAAUCGUCUUAAAAAUCUCAUAAUUGAUCAAAUGAGCGUGGUAGAGGCUGGCCUGUUACUUCACGGUCAGAUUGCUCCGCCUGGGGUUCAGCCACUUCACAAGCGUCUCAUAGAAAGAUUCACUCAACUGAAACAAAGCCUUGGACCACUAACUAGGCAACGUCUGGUACAUCAGGAUAGCAUCAUCAAUUCACCAUUACCCCCUCUACCGGUCAAUGAUAAACAACGCCCGUCUAGCUUAGAAUCCAUGCCAGGAUCACGAAUGUCUCGAGCUGACAGUGAUGGUCACUUGGACGACGAAGGUUUUUAUACCAAACUUGAUGGCCCCCCACCGCCAAUACCACAACGGGAGGUGCGACCCAGAUCAGUGGGUUAUGGAACUACUCCUCCACGGCCAACGCAUCAACGAUCACUUAGCAAACCUCUGAGUCCCAAGCUACCCUUGCGUAACUCACUAUCAACUCCUACGACCGAUGGUACCGAGCCCACAAAUAUGAGAAGUUCCUGGAGUGAACCUGGAUCAGAACCGGCACCACCUCUACCUCCAAGAGGUUGUACACCUGACAAAAGGGAUAUCAACUCGGGUCUCAUGGCCCCACCAGCACCACCAAAGCGUCUUUCACAUAAGCGCAACACCGACUGGAGUGCAGAGGAAGAUGGACAUGUCAAUAGCAACCACAACUCGCAUGACUUACGUGACAGCGGGAUCUCAACUUUGUCCAGUCUCUCAGAUUUUCAGUCGCACUUGACAAAUCUCAACAACCUCAGCUAUGAAGAUUUCGAACCACGUAUACGCUGUAGCGAUAUCAUGAACAUUUCACCGCCUACGGCGAUCAGCGUUAGCACAAUGAAUGUAUCUUCAGUUAGCAUCUCCAACAUUACGUUCCAAAAUUCUAGUAUGAUCUUAAGCCAAGAGGUAAGCCCACCGCCAAUUCCACCGAAAGCUCAUCAGGAUACUCCAUCUGCGCCAUCCACUUUGGAACGAAUUACCAAUCGAAGCCACAGUUCCACUGGAAAUGAGCGAAACCACAAUGACAAUUAUUCUGUACCAAAGCUGCAGACGCUCUCCAUUUCCUCGGAUGUUGAGGGCAAUAUUUGA